UUUGCAACUUACAAAUAUUUUCAUAUAGACAAUCUCCAUGGCGUUAGGGUUUUUCGCCGCCAGCAUUGGGAUCUUGGUUUUCUGCAUCUCUUUCCCUUCUAACUUGGAACAGCAACAAUGGCACCCACUAAGAAAACGAAGAAAAGCACGGAGAGCAUUAAUAACAGGCUAGCUCUUGUGAUGAAGAGCGGAAAGUACACUCUUGGCUACAAGACCGUUCUUAGAUCCCUCAGGAACAAUAAAGGCAAGUUGGUGAUCAUAGCAAACAACUGUCCUCCUCUUCGUAAAUCUGAAAUUGAGUACUAUGCAAUGUUGGGCAAGGUCGGAGUCCACCAUUUUAACGGAAAUAAUGUUGAUUUGGGAACUGCUUGUGGCAAAUAUUUUCGGGUGUGCUGCCUUAGCAUCAUUGAUCCAGGUGACUCUGACAUCAUCAAGAGCAUCCCUGGUGACCAGUGAUCAUGUGAAAAGAAAGCAUUUAUGAGUUUUGUUUUCUUCUUUAAGUUUGGGAGUGUAAAUGAGAUUGUUAGGACAUGAACACACAUCUGAGCUGGUUGUGGAGAAUGCCUCACACAAGGAUUGUGUAAGGAGAAGGGAAUGGAGUUUGAGACCAAGUCUGGGUGGUUGGUGAAAGAUUGACCUGUUCGAGUGUCUUGCAUUGCAGCUAAGAAGGGUAUUCUCUUAGGCAAUCAAUACGAGGACCAACUCUAGUACUCUAUUUUUGAGCAAGGCGUUUUUGAAGAUACCUUUUCUCUCUCUUUAGUGUUUUGGUUGUCUCCCAAUUCAUUAAGCUCUACCACUGUUAGAUCCUUCUAUGCUACUUUUAUUUUCUAUUUCAUCACCACCACCUCGUCAUUUUUAGACAUUGUAGAUGAAGAGGAAUGAUCAAGGGAAUGACUACAUUGAUCAAUAUAAUGUCCCUGCAUUAAUGAUACAAGAAAGAUUAUUAUAAGAACAUCCAAAGCACAAUAUUAGAAUGGAGUAUUGAGAUUUCAGCUCAUUUUGUACAUCUAUGUUGAUCUAUGUUUAUGAUGUUCUUUUUACAGGUUAAAAGAAAUAUAAUCAUCAUUUACUCAUUACAUAAUUCACAAGUUGGGGAUUAUCACAUACCCCAAGGAAAUGAAUAGAGAAGAGCCUUAGAUCAUCAAUGGAAAAUAUUACGUAGAGAGAAAUAAAAUUUCUCAUCAAUCAUUCAUAUAUAAUUCUUGAAAUUAAAUAUUUAGCAACACCGGUUACCUUCUCAAAACAUUCUUAAUGCCUCAACAAUGCAUAGAAAGUGAAACUGAUAUACAUAGAGACAUAAAGAGCAGUAGCGUUAUCUUCUACACCAAAAACAGAUUGUGAUGAAUACAAUGCAAAUUUUUUCAUAGGUCAUUAAGUGUAUCCAACAUUAGCGGGUUAAAUCAAUAAGGCCAUCAAGCAAAUAAUUGAUAGCCAAAAUUGCAAAAGCAUAUGCUUGCAAACAUAUAUAGGUGUAUAUUAAAAAAGAGUAAGAAUAUUAGAGAAGGGAUAUCAUUACAACCUUGAUAAUGAACAUACGACAAUAUGAGGUUGCAAGCGUGUGACAAACAAAUGCAUCCAGAUCCUACCGCUGCAAAGAAUCUUACACAAAGUUGGAACAUCCAAGUAAACAACUCUAUAUACGUAGGUUCCUGAAGUAGCAGCAACAUUGGUAGAAGAAGCACAGCCAUAAGUAUUUAAUAGCAUUACAAGUAAGAUUCUAGAGAAGCUUCAUGCCAUCCUUGAUGCCUCAUUGUUACAGUAGAGGAAGAAUUAUACAUGACCAAAUUGUAAAUUGUUAGCAAUAACUGUCACAGCCUCUCCAAAAGAAAUUCAUCAUCUAGUAGCCAGAGAAACAUAGUAAAGCUUAGCAACAAGAGUUGAUAAUGGAUAUAUUGUAACAGCCACAACAGCAGAAGCUGGAGAGGAUUUUAUUAGUGAAGAGAUUAUCAGGGAGCUUGGCUCAACUGAAAGAGCUAUGCUUCAAGAGCAAAGAGCAAGAAUAAGUAGUAGAAGAAGAAACAAACAGGACAUCCAAACAAGCAACAACAACGACAUCAAGCCUUUAUCCCACUACAUGGGGUCGGAGGACAUCCAAACAAGAAACAAACAAAAAUAAGAAGGCUCAUAUGGCAAGGAAUCCAUGACAUAAGUAGAUGAGUUUUGCUUACAGGACAUCCAAACAGGCCAUAUCUUAGGAAAUAUAGGGACAUUUCAUAGCUAUCAUGUGCACAGUGCAUUCUAUGGCUAAAUUCUAAAUCAUCAUCGUCAUUGCCCUUAAAGAAGAUUUGAGGAAGCAAAAAUAAAGUGCACGUGAAUAAAAAAUGUAAAAUAAAAGUAAAUAUUAUAAAUAUAUAAAAUUACUAUUUUUUAUUUAGAUAAAUUAUUUUGUAUUUGUAUGUGGUGUAACAAUAUAUAGCAGAUAAUUAAAUUUCACACAAAUAUGUUAAAGAGAAGAAGAGUUGUUGAGAAAAGUUGCAAUAGAUAUAGAGUGAAAGUUGAGAGAAGUCACGAUAAAGAAUCAACAAAUAAUUUAUAUCCUAUAAAUCUGUGUUUUGGCUAUCGAUGACAUUUUUAAGUGACAAAGAAGAAGCCUAAGUGUGAUGAAUGGUUGCGAGGCGAAAGCAAUGUAGGAGAAAUCACUUUACAAAUGAAAGACAAAUGGACUAACCAAAUUUAUGUCGUGACGAAAGAAGAGCCUUGCAAAAAUAAAAGAAAACGGGUUUAUAAAACACAUGACUCAAAAUGACAAAAAGAGAACUAUAUA
Molecule: messenger RNA, 2764 nt
Organism: Dendrobium catenatum
Lineage: Eukaryota; Viridiplantae; Streptophyta; Magnoliopsida; Asparagales; Orchidaceae
Product: 60S ribosomal protein L30-like
Exons: 6
Coding region: 118-456 (112 amino acids)
Cellular component (GO): cytosolic large ribosomal subunit
Molecular function (GO): structural constituent of ribosome; RNA binding
Source: RefSeq, a predicted model, not a curated record